AUGGCGCUUUCCGAUGGGGCACAUGCCAUGGCAGAGGAGUUUAGUUAUUUUACGCUGCUUGACAAUCGGAACCACGACUCCGACCUCACCGAAGCUCAAUCAAGUUCCAAGGCAAAUCCGCGCGGUACGGGUGCAGCGACUAGCACGGGUACGGGCACGAGUCUCUUCGGCAUCUCAUGUACGCGACAGAUCCGGGCAGAGAAACUCAAGCGCCGCUCAGUGGACGUGACGCGCUCGACUGUUCAGAAGGCCGUUGUUGUUAUCUCACCUACGGCGAGGGGCAUGGGGGAAUUGAGAGAGAGGCUUGGAAUUGUCACGGCGGCCUGGUUUGCGCAGGAGGAUUUCUCAGAUACCUCGAUUUUGAAGGAAUUUCAAGACAGUCUAUUCAGAGCGCCGCCUACCCAUGAGGACGGGAAAGAUCAUCAUUUCGGUCUCUCUCUUCGAGAAUUGAUACAUGAGUUUAGGCAUCAGACGCUGGCUCUAGUCAAAUGCCUUUUGCUCCAGCGGAAGAUGCUCUUUUUUGGCUCCAAAUGUGAAAGGCUCUGCAUGAUGCAGUUCGCCCUGGUCUCGCUCAUCCCUGGACUCAUUGCAAACUUGCAGGACGCAGCGGAUCCGAGCCUCGAUGCUUACGCACAGAACGUGCAGAAAGCGACGAGUUUAAAGACCAGCGAUAGAGCUUCAUUACUAGCAUAUAUGGGUUUGCCGUUGCAAUUAUUCGGAAAGGCUUCAAUGUUUGGGCCAUACACUCCCCUCCAACAACUCGACAUCCUCGCCGACUACGACACCAAAUCCUAUGUCGUCGGCUCCACCAACAGCCUCCUGCUCCAGCAGAAGGAAAGGUACAGCGACAUUCUCAUAAACCUAGACGAGUCCAACUCCAUCACAAUCUCUUCUCCUUCUUUGCGUACUGCUCUCGCCCUUAGCGCAGCGGAUCGUCGCUGGAUCGACUACCUCACUCAGACCGUGCUGGAUACGUGGGAUCCGGAGAAUCCGAGUAGGCCGAAGAACAUGGGUUAUGCAGGUUCCGAAGACGCCAUUCGCAUGCAAUUUGAGGAAUACAUUCUCUCCCUCUUGAGUAGUAUGGCAUAUCAGAUAUACCACGAAUCCCUCUCGGAAAACAGCAUCCCCGCCGCUGUCGCAAAUAUAGAGAACUUCCCCGACCCUGGAGAUACCGCCUCAGAUUUUAAUCCUGAAUUCCUCGCCAUGUGGCGAUCGACCAACAAUUUUGCCCUCUUUGACCGUCUCACGCAGGGGAAUCGUAUUUUCGACAUCAUCGAGCCCCGGCACCCAACUGGCGGAGGGCUGACUGUUGAAGAUCUGCAAAGGAGAGUCGCCAGGGGAAUGGCAGAUCUCCAUCUUGACGAGAGGGUGAGGGAGGGGAGGGAACAACUGGGACGCACGCUGCAGAGUGGCCGUGAGAGAGUCGAGGCUGGCAUGGCGAGGUUCUGGGCCGAGGUGGAAAAGGCGAAGGAACAGAGGGCGCAGCAGCGGGCGACGAAGAGGACGAGCCGCAGCCAAAGCAUUACGAGGACCAGCGGGGAAGAUGAAAAGAAAGAGAACCAGGGCCCUGCGACGAAACAACCAGCAGUGGCUCUUUCGAGCGCGAGUUCGAACUUGAGUUGGAUGGUCGUCGAGCCGGACGGUGACUCUGGGUCAAAAGCAAGACCUGUUUCGCCACCCUCCUCGUCGGUCGCCAGCACUUCAACACCUGCCGCUUCGAACUGGACAACAUCUCUCCGUGACCGCACCCCGCGUGUCGACACCUUGCAGAUCCAAGCCUCUGCUCGCGAGGGCGCGGCCCGGGCAGGCGCGUACCUGAGCGGCUGGGGCACGUGGGCGAGGGAACGGAUGCAACAGUCUCAGCAGGGCAAAGGUGCUGCUACCCAGACCGCAUCUGGAGCGGGCGAAUCAGAGAGAGGAGGUGGUGAAGCAGCAGCAGCAGCAACAGGAGGAGGAGGAGGAGGAGGAGGAGGAGGAGGAGGAGGAGAAUAG
Molecule: messenger RNA, 1992 nt
Organism: Cladophialophora psammophila CBS 110553
Lineage: Eukaryota; Fungi; Ascomycota; Eurotiomycetes; Chaetothyriales; Herpotrichiellaceae
Exons: 7
Coding region: 1-1992 (663 amino acids)
Cellular component (GO): cytoplasm
Source: RefSeq, a predicted model, not a curated record